CAUGGUCCACUGAAUCAAGGAAAUAACUGUUUUUAAGUAUUUGACAGAAAGUACCAAGUUAGAUUUUUACUUUUAAAAAUUACAGAAUUAAAUAAUUAUGUAUAUAUUCUUAUUAUUGUUAUUAUGCAGUCAACUGACAUGUGCUCAGAAUGGAAAAUUAUUGAAUGUAGCUUUAUAUAGCACUCAAAGCCUGAUCAAUGUGCAUUCUGGAGCAACAACGGAGAUCACAGGAUUCAGCACACAAAACGAAAAGCCUUUUAACAUGACAUUUUUUCGAAUGUGUGAACCACGACAAACUAUCUUCACCACCGUCUUCGUGGGUGGUGCUGAGCAAACGCGGAUAACAAACUUUCCAAACGGAACAUAUACGGACACAGGAGAGGAAAACAGCGACGGUUUUCUCAAAGUAACUAUCCCUACUGGCGCUGAUGUUAGCGAGAAAACUGGAGUAUUUUCGUUCCAUGUUGCAAAUGACAACGGUUCAGCAAAUACAUCAAUAGUUAUGCAAGUAUCAUCAGCAUCUAUUACCCCAUUGCACCGGACUAUGACGUCAGCACUUGGAGAAAAAGUAACUAUACACAUGCUUACUAAUCAAUCAUUUAAUGAUGACCUAAGAUGGAGAAUUAAUUAUGGUGACGUCAUAACUGAAUGGAAUGGUUUGUCAAAUGUGACGAUUGACGUUGUCCGAUUGAAAGAUGAUGGUAUCUACGAGUGUUACCACGAGAAAAAUGGCACCGAUGGUAACCAUGGUAUCAUGAGACUUAUUGUAAGAGGUUGCCCAUCUUCAAGGUGGAAUCCACCUACAUGUGACAAAUUUUGUCCUGUCUGCUACAAUGGUGGUGUUUGUAAUGACGUCACAGGUGUGUGUGUUUGUCUUUCGGGAUUCAGAGGACAACAAUGUAAAUCUGUCUGUCUAGCGGGUACAUUCGGUCCUGACUGUGCUUUAAGAUGUUCCUCAACUAAUGAUAGCUGCAAAGGCGCCCUCAUAUGCCCAUCAGAUCCGGCAGGCUGCAGCUGUGGGAAUGGAUAUGGUGGCAUUGAUUGUACAAAACCAUGCGAAGACGGUUGGUAUGGACCCGGCUGUAACCAAAUGUGCAAUUGUGACCACGCCUCUUGUGACAGUAAAUCGGGUUGUUCUGGUAACUGCAGCUUACCCGGCUACACAGAAGAAUCACAUUGCCAAGAGUUGAUGCAAAACAAUUCCUGUCCUGAAGGUUUCUAUGGUGAUCUGUGUAACCAUCAUUGUCAUUGCAAAUAUGCUCAAAGCUGUGACCGUAAAAGCGGGAAUUGUGCAGGAGGAUGUGAAGAAGGUUGGGGACAAGAAGGCAACACUAGUUGUAGUAUUGCGUUAGCAGUUCUUAGCCAUCCUCCACGCGUUGUAUCACGAACCAACAGCUCAAUUAUUAUCGAUUUCACCUGGUCGCCUACAAAAGACUAUGGCAAUGGUAACGUCCUGGCAAACUUACUAUGGUACAAUAUAUCCGAUAACUUAACAGUCCACAAAACACAUGUUUUCAGGAGUAACCAACAUACUAUAAGUGGUCUACCUUCAAAUUCGUUAGUAACAUUCUACGUUGAACAUAUUCAGGUGCUAAAUGAACACAUUUUUCAUGGACCUAUAAGCCCAUUCGGCACCACAGUCACUACUUGUUCAGAACCUCUAUAUGCACCCUCUGUGGGUAACAUAUCAAGAACACCAAACGAGAUAACGGUGACUUUAAAGGUAUUUUAAUAGCAUAGUUUUAUCACAUUAAUUAUUCUACAUGAAUAUGGCGAAAAAUGGUCAUAAAUAAACAA
This is a messenger RNA of Anneissia japonica, 1797 nucleotides long. RefSeq lists its product as uncharacterized. The coding region runs from base 98 to 1732 and encodes 544 amino acids. The record is from RefSeq and is a predicted model, not a curated record. NCBI's taxonomy places the organism in Eukaryota, Metazoa, Echinodermata, Crinoidea, Comatulida, Comatulidae. The transcript has 9 exons.